Colletotrichum lupini is the source of this 444-nucleotide messenger RNA. RefSeq lists its product as uncharacterized. The transcript is spliced from 2 exons. Lineage: Eukaryota; Fungi; Ascomycota; Sordariomycetes; Glomerellales; Glomerellaceae. The coding region runs from base 1 to 444 and encodes 147 amino acids. The record is from RefSeq and is a predicted model, not a curated record.
AUGUCCGCCACGAUCUUCGGACUGAACAAUGGUAUUGAGCGAUAUAUUGCAAGUGUGGGCUGGGGCUGUCUCCACCCCACAACUUGUCUCUUCACUCGACCCCUCCAACAAACAGUACUAACAAUCCACAAUGGCAGUCUCUUCAUGUCUCGGAUCAAGCUCACACAAUUGCCUAGCCAUCAUAACGAGUCAGCACAUCGCAUACAACGCAUAAAUCCGUCAACUUGCCCUAAAGCUUCAUGUUUUCUGGCAAUAUCACAACGGGCCUACUCCGCGCAAUGGCGCCCAUGGGCACGCAGGUCAUUGAUCAUGGGUCCCAACUACCUGGUCGUCUGGAAUUUCGGUAGACCAGCCCGCCCGGAGACCCUGGACCCACUCACUCGCAUCCGUCCUGCCGGGUUCCGCCUAGCUUCCUGGAGGUUCCUGUCGACAACCCUGCCCUAA